AUGGAAGGGGAUCGACCGACCUGUACGUCGUCGGGUAGAAACUGGCAGCGUGGAAGUUAUCGCGGCGUGGGUCGCGGCGGGAGACGACGGAAACGAAGACGGAAACCGUGGACCGAGAGGAUCGCGGACUGGACCAGGUCUCUGAUAGCCUUCCUCUUCAGCAACGUCGGGAUCGUCUGUCUGGUGGUCGGUUACACUAUAGCCGGCGCUUUUCUCUUCACCCACAUCGAGGGCAGGAACAGCCUGGACGUCGCCGGAGAUGUGAUCAGGCUGAGAAACAUGACAGCUGCCACCCUGUGGGAGCUUACUUCCAAGGAAAACGUGUUCUCCGAGCGGAUCUGGAAGACGAAAGUUAGAGCGAUUCUCGAGAGCUACCAGAGGAAAUUAGUAACGUCCGUGAAGAAUGGCUACGACGGAGCAGACGAGAACAAGAGGUGGAGCUUCGCUGGGGCCUUCCUCUACUCCCUAACAGUGAUCACAACGAUCGGUUACGGUAACAUCUGUCCGAAAACGAAAUGGGGCAAAGUGGUGACCAUAGUGUACGCCAUAAUAGGCAUGCCACUUUUCUUGCUCUAUCUCAGCAACAUCGGCGACAUUCUUGCGAAGAGCUUCAAAUGGACCUACGCCCGUUGCUGCCUCUGCAGAUGUCGGAGGAAACCACGGGAACUUACUGUGAGGGGUGUUCAACGGGACGGCGUUGAUAUUAGGAAAAAUCAUUGGCAGAUGGUCAAUAUGCAUGGAAGAGAGAUAGAUACGUUCAGCGUGGGCAAAGAAAGUUUACAGAGCAGUGACGGGGCGAAAGAGGACGACGGGAACGACGAGGACGAUGACGAGAGCAGCAGUUACGAUCCUCAACGCGUCACGGUGCCUCUGACUCUCUGCGUCGCCAUUAUGGUCGGAUACAUUUGGGGCGGAGCGAUCCUGUUCUCCGAGUGGGAGGAAUGGAACAUGCUGGAUGGCUCUUAUUUCUGCUUCGUCUCCUUAUCGACCAUAGGUUUCGGGGAUAUCGUUCCCGGCGACAAAAUCUACGCGGCACAGGGCCUAGAUUUGUCCUUCAUCUUCUGUUCCAUGUACCUGAUGCUCGGUAUGGCGUUGAUCGCGAUGUGCUUCAACCUGAUGCAGGAGGAGGUGAUCGCGAAGGUGCGCGCGUUCGCCCGUACCGUUAGAUACAUCUUCCGGUGUGACAGGUGA
Messenger RNA from Dufourea novaeangliae, 1191 nucleotides. Its product is annotated as TWiK family of potassium channels protein 18-like. The record is from RefSeq and is a predicted model, not a curated record. Gene Ontology annotation, biological process: stabilization of membrane potential; potassium ion transmembrane transport. Gene Ontology annotation, cellular component: membrane. Bases 1 to 1191 code for a protein of 396 amino acids. The transcript has 7 exons. Gene Ontology annotation, molecular function: potassium ion leak channel activity. Lineage: Eukaryota; Metazoa; Arthropoda; Insecta; Hymenoptera; Halictidae.